This is a messenger RNA of Fraxinus pennsylvanica, 912 nucleotides long. Lineage: Eukaryota; Viridiplantae; Streptophyta; Magnoliopsida; Lamiales; Oleaceae. The record is from the annotation of a GenBank genome assembly.
AUGUCAAGAACCAUGGAAGUGGAAAAUUUCAGUAGCGUGAUCAAUAAUAAAGAGGAAGAAGAUGAUGUUCCGCUUCCGGGGUUCCGGUUUCAUCCAACCGAUGAAGAACUUGUGGGGUUUUAUCUUAAAAGGAAGGUCGAAAAGAGACCGAUCAAUAUUGAGCUUAUAAAACAGGCUGAUAUCUACAAGUACGAUCCAUGGGAUCUUCCAAAAGGCAGUAAUGUAGGAGAAAAGGAGUGGUACUUUUUUUGCAAAAGAGGAAGAAAAUACAGAAACAGCAUAAGACCUAACAGAGUGACAGAUUCUGGAUUCUGGAAAGCCACUGGUAUUGAUAGACCAGUUUAUUCUUCGAGGGGAGAAUGCAUUGGACUAAAGAAAUCUCUUGUCUACUAUCGUGGAAGUGCCGGGAAAGGCACCAAGACUGAUUGGAUGAUGCACGAGUUUCGCCUUCCACCCAGUGAUGAUAAGAGCUACAAACAUAUCGAACCCAAAAGCCUUGCUGAUCAAGAAGCUGAAGUUUGGACUCUAUGUCGAAUUUUAAAGCGGAAUAUUUCCUAUAAGAAGUGCAGACCAGACUGGAGAGAAGUCGGUGCCAAGAGGAAUAUCAGUAUUAAUCCAGUUGAUGCAAUCUCCAAAACAUGCAGCUUGGAGUCUGAUCAUAAUAACCAAAGUUAUAUUCGUUUCGACGCUCCAAUAAUUCGACAAAAUGAGAAGAAACCCGGUCCUUAUUUCGGUGAUAAUAUUGGAAACCAACAAUAUUUAGGCCAUUUCAGCUCAGCUUCUCAGGUGCCACCUGCUGCAUCAUCCUUCUCCAGCUCUGUGUGUCCAGACUUUUCCGACCUUUUAAAGCAUGAAGAUUGGGAGGACCUUAGAUCGAUUGUGGAUUGUACUGCUAAUCCUUUCUAUUUGUAG